Messenger RNA from Funneliformis mosseae, 209 nucleotides. NCBI's taxonomy places the organism in Eukaryota, Fungi, Glomeromycota, Glomeromycetes, Glomerales, Glomeraceae. The record is from the annotation of a GenBank genome assembly.
CACAAAAACGUGAGAUUUGUAAAAUAAAAGAAAAAGAAUUAAACCUUUCUAACGUAAUUCUUACACAAAAAUAUAAUAUUGAAAAAUUAACAGUUACUAACAUUUUAAAUGAAAAAGAACACUGGCUUGCAAUUUUAGGAGAUCAAGGAAAAAUUAAAAAAUUUUGUGGUCCUAAAUGGCCUCAACUUAAAAAUAUACUUAGUCUCUAG